GCUUGGGGAAAGAAGCUGAGCUCCGACCUCUCGUUAACGCGCAGGCGCACUUCCUGUGGUCGAAGGUCAGAAGAGGGAGGGCCUCAGAGCUGCGCAUGCGCGAUUCUGUGCAGGGUCGCCAAGAUGUCGUUCCCUAAAUAUGUUCCGUCGUCCCUGGCCACUCUGCCCAGUACCCUCGACCCAGCCGAAUACGACAUAUCUCCGGAAACCCGGAAGGCUCAAGCCGAGCGGCUGGCCAUAAGAUCCCGACUUAAACGGGAGUAUCUGCUAAAGUACAACGACCCCAACCGCCGAGGGCUCAUCGUAAGUGGGGGGCUGGCCGGGAGGGAAUCGGGGGCAGGAGUCUGGGCGGUGCGCUCGGGCUGGGUAGCCCAGGCUGGCCAACGGAGACCACGCAGGGGGCGGCCACCGUUCCCGGAUAAGAAAGAAAAACUUAUCCAGGAAGGAAAAUUGGAUCGAGCAUUUAACCUCUUAUAUUAA
This is a messenger RNA of Galeopterus variegatus (Sunda flying lemur), 480 nucleotides long. It is a transcript of the gene NDUFB4, whose product is annotated as NADH dehydrogenase (ubiquinone) 1 beta subcomplex, 4, 15kDa. Lineage: Eukaryota; Metazoa; Chordata; Mammalia; Dermoptera; Cynocephalidae. The record is from RefSeq and is a predicted model, not a curated record. Gene Ontology annotation, cellular component: mitochondrion. The transcript is spliced from 2 exons. Bases 124 to 480 code for a protein of 118 amino acids.